Sciurus carolinensis (gray squirrel) is the source of this 717-nucleotide messenger RNA. RefSeq names its product dnaJ homolog subfamily B member 3-like. Gene Ontology annotation, cellular component: endoplasmic reticulum membrane; cytosol. The record is from RefSeq and is a predicted model, not a curated record. Bases 1 to 717 code for a protein of 238 amino acids. Gene Ontology annotation, molecular function: ATPase activator activity; Hsp70 protein binding. Gene Ontology annotation, biological process: protein refolding; positive regulation of proteasomal ubiquitin-dependent protein catabolic process. NCBI's taxonomy places the organism in Eukaryota, Metazoa, Chordata, Mammalia, Rodentia, Sciuridae. The transcript has a single exon.
AUGGUGGACUACUACGAGGUGCUGGGCGUGCCCCGGCAGGCCUCCUCGGAGGCCAUCAAGAAGGCGUACCGCAAGCUGGCGCUCAAGUGGCACCCCGACAAGAACCCGGAGAACAAGGAGGAGGCCGAGAGGAGAUUCAAGCAGGUGGCCCAGGCCUAUGAGGUGUUGUCGGACGCCAAGAAACGCGACGUCUACGACCGCUACGGCGAGGCGGGCGUGGAGGGCGGCGGCGCGGGCGCAGGCCCCUUCGAGGACCCCUUCCAGUUCGUCUUCACUUUCCGCGACCCUGCUGAGGUCUUCAAGGAGUUCUUCGGCGGCAGGGACCCUUUUUCGUUUGACUUCUUCGGAGACCCGCUUGAGAACAUUUUUGGGGGUCGGAGAAGCAACCGGGGAAGCAGAGGGUCCGCACCCCUUUUCUCUACCUUCAGUGGCUUUCCAGCUUUUGGGGGUGGUUUUUCUCCUUUUGAUACAGGAUUUACUUCCUUUGGUUCCCUUGAAAAUGGAGGCCUUUCUUCCUUCUCCAUGUCUUGUGGCAGUGGUGGGACAGGCAGCUUCAAGUCCAUGUCAACUUCCACCGAAAUAGUUAAUGGCAAAAAAGUCACCACCAAAAGAAUCAUUGAAAAUGGCCAAGAAAGAGUGGAAGUGGAAGAAGAUGGAGAGUUAAAGUCCCUGGUAAUAAAUGGCAGAGAGCAGUUGCUACACAUCGACACCAAGUAA